AUGAGUGGCCUUCAUCAGUGUGUUGGUGCAAUUGAUGGGACACAUAUUCCUAUCAUUGCUCCAAAAGAACACCAAGUGGACUGUUCCAACAGAAAGCAUUUCCACUCUAUUGUGUUACAAGCUGUUCUAGAUCACAAUAGCAGGUAUGCCUAUCUUAAAAAUAAAAUUUAGUCACUUAUGCAUGACAGCAUGAGUCAAUUCCAGGAAUAACCAUCCUCCCCCCCCCCCAGAACACACCCGGGAAUUUGAUUUGAUUGGUUACGAUAGUGCAAAUGCCCAGGUGCAGGGACACUAAUGCACAGCCUUUGGGCAAGCUGAGAGUGGAAAAUGUCCCACCCUGGGGAUGAUUUUAAGCGUUAUUUAAACUUUUAAUGGCAUAUCGUGGGCAUAGUCAUUUAAUAACAUUAUAAUUAAUUAAACUGCUAUGGAAUAUUAUAAAACUUUAAUCUUGCUAAGAGUGGUUAAAAGGAUUUAAACAACGAAAUCAUAAGCCUUUAAUUAAUAGCUGUAUUUAUAUUUGCAUGGCACAGCUACUAAUUUUUGCAAAAGUUAUCCCUGUGAACUAUCUAUCACACAAAUUGCCGAGGGUAGGGAUGGUUACUCCAGGAAUUGACUCAUGCAUUAUGAUAAAAUUUUUGUUACUUAUUAUAUCGCUACACAGGGUGGUUGUAAUUUUUUGUUUGCUUAUUUAAGAAGAAAAACCUGAAAUCUAAAACUACCUGUCACCAUUUUUUUAAAUAAAUACAUGUUCAUGUAUUUUUAUGGACAGUAAAUACUACAUGUUACUUGUGAGGGGUUAGUUUUAAUUUUGAAAUACAUUUACAUCUUCUGUUUAUGUAGGUUUCAAGAUAUUUGUGUCGGAUGGCCUGGGCGUGUUCACGAUGCCCAUGUUUUGGCCAAUUCAUCUUUGUACGGAAAGGGCCAAAAUGGUACACUUUUCCCCAGGGUAAGGUAAAGCUUACUGUUUCAGUACAUUAUUAGUAUUAUCAUAGCAGGCAUGUCAUGUUUGUGAUUAUUAUCAUUACUUAUUCAGGAUACAGAAACAAUAGGUGGAGUUGAUGUCCCUAUGUAUAUCGCUGGUGAUCCAGCAUACCCUCUGCUGCCUUGGCUGAUGAAAGUGUACCGGAAAGAUUAA
This is a messenger RNA of Paramuricea clavata, 1135 nucleotides long. The record is from the annotation of a GenBank genome assembly. NCBI's taxonomy places the organism in Eukaryota, Metazoa, Cnidaria, Anthozoa, Malacalcyonacea, Plexauridae.